This is a messenger RNA of Rotaria sp. Silwood1, 1086 nucleotides long. NCBI's taxonomy places the organism in Eukaryota, Metazoa, Rotifera, Eurotatoria, Philodinida, Philodinidae. The record is from the annotation of a GenBank genome assembly.
AUGAAUACUGAAAUAGCAUUGAUGGCAUCAGCACUGUCAUCAACAACAAUAACGGAAAAACCCCGAGAGCUUGAAAAACAUUCACAGGUGCAGCCAACAUCGAUUUUUACAAGCAAAGAAUAUUUAACAAUGUUUUUGGGCUACUGUGAUCAUUGUUUAAAAGUGCUAGCGUCCGGAAAAGAUCGCAUCAUUGGUUGUGAUCAAUGUCCAAAUGACUUCUGUGUUUGUGAUCAGUGUAUCUCUCUCAUGCCUCAUCAACAUCCAUCGAUGCAUACAUUUUCAAAUAGAAUGUCACAAAAGGAGCGUUUACAACGUGCUCAUGAUUUGGAACAUUUAGGCAUUAUUUGUAACAAUUGUCGAGGGGAAAAAUUCUAUGGAAUACGAUAUCAUUGUGAGCGAUGUGAACCUAGUUAUGAUUUGUGUGAAAAAUGCAUUAAUACAGUACACAAGGAUCACACGUUUAAAAUUAUUCCAAAUCCAUUUCUACGUGCUCAUAAUCUUAGUAUACUUGCUAGAAGAACUCUAGAUGUAAUUGCAAGAAAAAAUAAUAUUCAUGAUCACACAUGGCGUGAUCCGAUUACUGGAUGGACAAAACUUGAUGCUGAAAAUAUGGUUAAACAAUCUCAAAAAGAACAAGACGAGUAUAAUACACAAUUAGAAAAUAUUCAAAAUCAUGAACUAGCUGAAGCGAAGAGAAGAUUAGAACAGCAACGAGAGUUGGCUCUGAUGGAGAGAGAUAACCAAAACUUCAUACUUUCAUUGAUGAGUGACAACGUCCUCUAUGUUCCGCGAUCUUGAAAAAAAAGUCUGACUUUUUUGAAGUGAACACACGAAUUCAUUAUAUUCUAAUCACUUUAUUUAAUCAAGCUUUUUCUGCUCAUCAGCUUUUUUUUCAAAUUUUUAAAAAUAUUUCUUAUUAUUCUGAAUCGAUAAUAUUAAAAUAAUCUAUCAAAUUAAUAACUAUGUACUUUUCUAAAAUAUAAUAAAAGCAAAUAAAAACAUAUAAUAAACUGUUCUUCAAAUGGAUUAACUCCUUUACGGGGGUAUUACUAAUUUAUGCUAACACCACAAACACCCAACUUUGUA